AACCACCACAACCACUCGCAUGUUCACUGGUUCUAGGGUUGCUAUCAACUAGUCUCCAGUAGAGAGACUACUAACUCACGCUUUAUUUUCGCCAGCUCUCGCUGUAUGCCGUCUGCUGGUAAUAACCAGACUUUUUCCAUCAGUAGGUCUCCAGUUCUCGUCGAUGCAUCAGUAGCAACUACCGCAUUUCGUAUUGCCGUUGGAGCUUGUUAGGAAUCACGCCGCUCGUAUGCCGUUCUGGCUGUUCGCCGAUCCAUAGUCUUCCAUUAGGUUCUUUUCGUAGUUCGUCCCUUUCUUUCCUUCUUUCUUCAUUUUUAAUUCGACGAGUAGUUGAGAGCUCCGAGAAUCCUAGUGACGUUCCCGCGCCACUCUCGUUACGUCCACUUCCUCGGCGAAACCAGCUGAGCGGGUUCGCCGCGGCAGGACCUGCACCCCGUUAAGAAACGCAGGCACCGCAUUGCACCGUACUGCAGCGCGCCUCUUAUGGCGGCGUCAGUACGCCGCGCGCUACUGCUCACCCUCGCAGCCGUGAUCCUCGCAGCAGCAGCGGGGACAUGGCCAGUCGUGGCGGAAAGCACCACCGCCGCACCUGCCGCUGCCGCUGACGCCGCCGCCAGUGAUGCAGCAACCGAGUCGGCGCCGUCAGCGGGCACAACGAGCGGCAGUGACAGCAGUAGUGGGAGCAGCGGGAGCAGCGGCAGCAGCGGCACGGCGGCCAGCACUAGUUUCUCGCCGUCGUUCAACGAUACUACAUCGUCGGUGUCGGAGGGCUCGUACUCCCUAGAUGCGGCGCGAUGGGUGUGGCCCACUGCCAACGACCCCAACGCAGAGAACCUUAUUCAUUCCAUUCUCUCCAGCUGGUGCGGCGAGACGUACGUGGACGCGGUGAAGGACGCGUCGACGCGCGCGGGGCAGUUCGACCGGCUACGCAGCGAGCGCGACCAGCGCUACGCCGAGUGGCUGCGCUGCAACCAGGAGAGGAGCAUCCGCGAACGAGAGCUGGAGAUGGAGUGUGAGCGCGAGCGGCAGGUGGUGGCGAGUGCGUUCGACCGCGAGAGAGUGGGGAUAAGGGCCGACUGUGACACCGACGCCAACGCCAUCCGCGCCGAGCUCGAACACUGCGAGAUCCGGCUGAAGAAGAAGGGCGCGGGCAGCUGCCAGAAGGGCGUGGCGGCGGAGCGGGCGGCGUGCGAGCAGGCGAAGCGGGGGCUGCAGGAGGAGCUGGAGGCGUGCGAGGCCACGGGGCGCGUGGCCAACGUCAGCCGCAUCGUGGCGCUGGAGCAGGCCGCCGUGCACGCCGGCGAGGAGCGCGUCGCGUGGAGUGCCGAGAGGAAGACGCUUGUCGCUGAAGUGCAAGAGUGCAGGCCAGCGCAGGUGCGAGCGCAGCGGCGGCUGAACGAGGUGUUGACGGACGGCAAGGUGCAGUCGCUGGAGAAGAAGGUGACGCUGCUGCAGACCGUCAUGCUCUCGCUCUUCCUCGUGCUCGGCCUCACUGGCGGUGGCAUCACUGUGCUCUUCAUGCGCGAGAAGCCGGGCGGCGUGGAGGGCGGGUACGGGUGGAUCCCGGUGAUGCCGCCCGCACGGCUGCGACUGGUGGAUGCGGAGGGCGGCAAGGACCUGCUGGUGGACGCCUUCGAGGGCGGCAAGGGGUCGCGCCUCGCCAUCGUGCUCGCCACUGACGUGGACUUCGGCAGAGAGCGAGGCGACGACCCCCCCACGGUGUAUCUGCUGGUGCCGCUCAACAUCACGAGCUCGCGGCGCUUCUCGCUCUUCAACCAGGGCGGCGACUACACGCACCACGUGGAGCGCGCACAGGAGAUAGUGAACCGGCAGGCGCCCAAUGCGCGGCUGGUGGUGGUGCUGUACGAGGCGGGCGGGUGCGUCUUCACCGAGGCCACGCUGCAGAGCCUUCGACUCACCGCCGAUAAGAUUGCCUUUGAGGCGGUCCCCACGGACGCGGAAUUCCCCACGAGCGACCACCUGGUGCUGCUGUGGCUCGACAAGCACGAGGGGCUGCGGGCGUCCGACAGCGCGCAGGAGUCCGAUCUGACAGCUGACAUCAAGUCACAGCCGUGGGCGCAGUACCUGCUCAUGCGCUCGGGCCGCUGGGGCCAGGUGCACGCGCAGUUCAUGUAGCGUGUUCCGCUGGUGCGUUGGGCUUGGUCCUGGGCAUAUGUGUGUAUCCCCAAAUGGAUCACAUGGUUUACGGAUCCACCCUUGGCUGCCGUUCUCCACCUGUGCCGCACUACUCUCCGCCUCCUGUUCUAACACCAGUGUAGGUCUUAAGAAACUAAUUGUAGGUAGAAUUUGUGAUGAAUCUGGUGUUGUCCUUUCCACUAGUAAUCUAG
Closterium sp. NIES-67 is the source of this 2348-nucleotide messenger RNA. The record is from the annotation of a GenBank genome assembly. NCBI's taxonomy places the organism in Eukaryota, Viridiplantae, Streptophyta, Zygnematophyceae, Desmidiales, Closteriaceae.